CUACUCGAUAAUUGAACUAUAACUUCACUUUGGACGAGACAGGUUAUACAACUGAUAAAAUCAUCACAUUGUCAGAUAAUGAGGGAGGGGAAGCCGGGAGAAAGGAAAACGGAGGAGAAAGGAAAACAGAGCUGGGCUGGGUAACAGGAAGUAAAAGGAUACAUUUGCUUAAAAAAGGAGAAAUCAGAAACCCUCGGGUCAAGAGACGUAAACUGCUGAUGUCUUUAACAUUGCCAUCUUUACAUUCUCCUGGCCGAUCUGAAAAUGUCAGACUCACAUUAUAGCAGCAGCGAGAUGAAUUACUUUAAGGAGGCAUUAGAUGAGGACAAUGUGAUUUUAACAUUGGUUCCAGUUGUAGAGGAACCUAAAAAAGAACAUCUAGUGGAACCAAGUGUUUCUUCAACCGCAGAUAUCAAACCUGCAGAUAUCAAAUCUAAGAAGCCUUGGCAAAGCAAUAAAGUUGAUUUUCCACAAGCAAACGAACAAUUCAAAGCUUCCCCAAAACCUAAGUGCAAAAAAGCAGUUUUUCCCCUGCCAACCAUUUUGCCCCCAAUUACUAAGGUGUCUCGGAACACUUUGCGGAACUGGUGCCAACAACUUAAUUUGAGUACAGAUGGCCAGAAAAUAGAAGUGUAUCUGAGGCUCCAGAGACAUGCGUAUCCUGAACAAAUACAGGAUGUUCCUGACACACCACGAGAAGCCAAAAUGCAGUCAUGUCCAAGAAAAAGUACUAAUAGAGCAAGGCUGCAGGACAGUUGUACUAGGAGCAAUGGAGAGGAAGAAACUAAUAUAGUUGAAGUGAUAACUUCAGCUCAGGAAGCCACAUUGGCAUCUUGGGCAAGAAUUGCUGCAAGAGUCAGUCAGCCCAAGGCUGUGAAUUCGUCUUCCAUUCCUACUUCAGUUGAAGCCUUUUUGCAGGAAGCCUCUGGUGUCAGGUGGUGUGUAGUUCACGGCAGACUUCUCCCUGCAGAUGUACCGGGCUGGGUUCGCCUGCAGUUCCGUGCAGGCCACACCUGGGUACCUGAUACUCCCAAGAGGAUGAUUUCUCUCUUCCUGUUACCAGCCUGUACUUUUCCAUCCCCAGGACUAGAAGACAACAUGUUAUGCCCUGAAUGUACUAAGAGGAAUAAGAAGAUGAUGAGAAGAUUAAUGUCAGUGGGGGAGAAAAAACACCACACUGUAAGAAAACAGAAUAUGCCACCCCAAAAUAUGCCACCUUAAACUGUGUUCGUGUUGUUUUUAUCUGAGAGUAAUUGAGAAGAAGCAGAUACAAGGAGAAUUCUUUGCCUUCCCGCUAUUUAACAAAAAAGCCACUUUUUCACUAAAAAGUGGUACCUAAGUUUAUGAAAGUCCCACCUCCCCCUCUCUACCAGGAAGGCCAUAUGGUGGAGUCCACAACAGAUUGGCUUGCGUCUGAAUAAUUCUGACCGUCUUCAGUGUCUCCUCAUACCUCAAGUACAGACUUACUAAGUAUUUUGUUAUGUAGAAUGUGAUUUUGUUUUGUUUUAGAAUGCUUGCUAUAUUUGAACAGUUUCAGGGGAAAAUACAGAGUUCCCAGAUAUUUGCCCCACUCCCCAGCCCCACCACGCAUGAUUUUCUCAACAUCUUGCAUUCGUGUGAUACAUUUGUUACAAUUUAUGAGUCAAUUUGGGCACGUUGAUUAAAGUCCAUACUUUUGCAUUAGAUUUCAUUCUUUGUUUUGGACCUUCUAUGGUUUUGACAAAUGUUUAAUAACAUGUCCAAUACAAGAGUACUUCAAAAAGUCCAUGGAAAAAUAAAGUUAAAUGAUAAGUUAGACCCACAGGUUAAGGUCACUUAGUCCCAUAUUGGAGUGUACAUGGAAUGAUCAGCUCCUUCUUCUGACUCCAGCGUUUUGCUAAUAUCGAUAUUAGGAGGCAAUGGUGGUGGCUCAAGUUACUGAGUUCCUACCACCUGUUUGGCAGGAGACCUGAAUUGUGUUCCUGGCUUCAGCCCCAGCUCAGUCCCAGCUGUUGCUGGCAUUUGUGGAGUAAACCAGUGGAUGGGAGCUACUCUCUCUGUCCCUGUGCCUCUCACAUUUUCCGAAGAAAAAUACGUUUAUUGUGGUGCAAAAACAUUGAAGUCCAUGCAUAGUUUGUUUUGUAAUACAUAUUUUCUUGAAACUUUAAAGACCCCCACUUAUAAUACAGAAUAGUUUCACUGCUCUAAAAGUCUCUUAUGCUCCACCUAGUUGUCCUUUGUUUCCCAUUACCUCCUAUAAACCAUAGAUUAUUUUUUUUCACUAUUUCAUGGCUUUGCCUUUUCCAGAAUGUCAUAUACUUGAAAUCUGCAGCAUGUAGCUCUUCGGAUUGGCUUUGACAUAGCAAUAUGCUUUGUUUUUCUGAUGUACUUGAUAGUUCAUUUCUUUUUAGUGCUAAGUAACAUUCCACUGUUGGAUGUACUAAAGUUUAUUCACUCAUCUGCUGGAGGACACCUUGCUUCCAAGUUUUGGCAAUCAUGAAUAAAGCUGUUGUAAACAUUCAUGUACGUAUUUUGGCAGGGCACAUAAGAUUCGAACUCAUUUGGGUAAAUACCAAGAAGCAUGAUUGCUGGAUCACAUGGUACAUGUAUGCCUUGGUAAGAAAAUGCCUUCUAAAGUGGUUGUAGCAUUUUGCAAUUCCAACUGCAAUGAAUGAGGGUUCUUGCUGCUUUGCACCCUUUCCAGCAUUUGGUGUCAUUAAUUUUGGAUUUUGCCCAUUCUAAUAGGUAUGUAGUAUGGUCUCUUAUCUCUACCUUUAAUUUAGAUUCCCUCAUGACACACAUUUAAAUUUAAAUGCUUUCAUAUGCAUACUUACCAUCUACCUGUGUGUCUUUAGGAUGUUUUUUUGAUCUGCACAUUCUUUAGUAGAGUUUUUUAAACUGAAUUUUAAGGGGGCCUUCUAUAUUUUAGAUUAUAGUCUUUAUCAAAUUUUUAGCCUGUUUUUUUUUUUCUUUCAAAUGUUGCUCCUCGCUUCUGGUUUGUAUUGUUUCUAAACUUUAAUAUAAUUUUUCUUUGUUCCUUCAUUCUUUUUCCCAGCUUCGAUUUUAUCUUUAUCUUUGAUUUUUUGAAGUUUGAGCAUAAGCCUAGGCAUAGAUUUUUUUGUUUCUUAUCCUGUUCCCUGUGUCUGAGAUUUCUGGAUCUAUCAUUUUGUAUGUGUCAUUAGUUUGGAUAUAACCUUAAUCAUUACUGCUUCAAAUAUUUUCUUUUGCUCCUUUCUCUUCAAAUAUAUUCUUUUGUUCCUUCUGGUAGUCUCAUUAAAUAUGAGAACUUUUUGUAAUUGUCUAACAAUAUUUGCAUAUUCAGUUCUAUCACUUUUUUUAAAUUUUACUUUUGCUUUUCAGUUUUGAGGUUUCUCUGGAAAUCUUCAAGCUCAUUGAAUCUGUUCUUGUCUAAUCUACUGAUGAGUCUGAGAAAGGCAUUCUUCCUUUUGAGUUUCUUUAAAAUGUAUAUUGUUAUUUUAACAGUGAUCAGUGAAUGAGCAAAACUUUAAUUCUAUUUAUUUGUUUGAAAGGCAGAUUGACACAUGCAGAAAGAGACAGAGAUAGAUAGAUGAGAUUUUUCCAUCAGCUGGUUCACUCUCUCAAAUGCUUGCAACAGAUGGGGAAAGGUCAGGACAAAACAAGGAGCGAGGAAAUCCCUCUGAGUUUCCCAUAUGAGUGGCAGGAACCCAAGUACUUGAGUCACCACUUGCUGCAUCCUAGGAGGCGCAUUAGCACAAAGAUGUAUUAAAAGUGGAGCUAGAACUUGAUCUAGGCACUCUGCUUUGAGAUUGAGGCAUCUCAAGUAGAAGCUUACCUACUACACCACCACAACGUGAGCUUCUGUUUUUGAGUUUUCAUUUACUUGUGUUACUGGUCCCUUCUUGCAUGUUGUCUACUUUUCCCAUCAGAGCCCCUGGCACAUGAAUCAAAAUUGUCUUAAAUUCCCAGUGUAGAGGCUGGCACUGUGGCAUAGUGGGUAAAGCCUCCUCCUGCAGUGCCGGCAUCCCAUAUGGGCACCAGUUCUAGUCCCUGUUACUCUACUUCCAAUCUAGCUCUCUGCUUGACCUGGGAAAGUACAGGAAGAUGGCUGAGGUCUUUGGGCCCCUGCACCUGCAUGGGAGACCUGGAAGAAGCUCCUGGCUCCUGGCUUUGGAUGGGCUCAGCUCCAGCCACUGUGGCCAUUUGGGGAGUGAACUAGCAGAUGAAAGACCUCUCUCUUAUUCUGCCUCUCUGUGGCUCUGCCUUUCAAAAAAUAAAUAGUAACUAUUUUUAAAAAACAUUCCCAGUUAAGAAUUAAAAAAUUUUUUUUUUUUAGAUUUUUAGACAGAGUUACAGAGAGAAGUAGAGACAGAAAAAGAGAGGGGUUGGCCGGCGCCGCGGCUCACUAGGCUAAUCCUCCGCCUUGCAGCACCGGCACACCGGGUUCUAGUCCUGGUUGCCCCUCUUCCAGGCCAGCUCUCUGCUGUGGCCCAGGAGUGCAGUGGAGGAUGGCCCAAGUCCUUGGGCCCUGCACCCCAUGGGAGACCAGGAUAACCUGGUUCCUGCCAUCGGAUCAGCGCGGUGCGCUGGCUACAGCGCGCUGGCCACGGCGGCCACUGGAGGGUGAACCAACGGCAAAGGAAGACCUUUCUCUCUGUCUCUCUCUCACUGUCCACUCUGCCUGUCAAAAAAAUAAAAUAAAAAUAAAUUACACUUUAAAAAAAAAAAGAAAAAGAGAGGGGUCUUCCACCCACUGGUUCACUCUUCAAAUGGCUACAGUGGCCAGAGCUGAGCUGACCCUAAGCCAGGAGCCAGGAGAUUCUUCUGGGUCUCCCACUUAUGUGCAGGGGCCCAAGGACUUGGGCCAUCUUACAGUCCUUUCCUAGGCACAUUAGCAGGGAACUGGAUGGGAAGUGGAGCAGCAGGACUCGAACUGGGCACCCAUAUGGGAUGCUGGCACUGCAGGCUGGGGCUUUAACCUGCUGUGGCACAGUGCCAGCCCCCCUCCCACCUCCAAUUUGGUAAUUCUAACAUCUCCCUUGUAGCUCAGUCUAUAUCUGAUGUUUACUCUGUUGUCUCAAACCAUGCUUUUUGUCUUUUGAUGUAUAUAUAUUUUUGUUUCUUUUUGUUUUGUUUAAACCAGACAUAAUGUACUCAGUAAAAGGAAACCAGGUACUAGUGCAAGUGGAGAUUUUUCUCCUCUUAAGCGUCCUGUGUACUUAAAAUAUUCAAAAGCUACUUAAUGACCACAGACCAAAAUAUUUCUCGUUAAACUGAGACACCCAUGUCCACUCAUAUUGUUUGUACAUAUUUUUGUAAUAAAAUUAAUAAAAGUAAAUUUGCUGUU
This is a messenger RNA of Oryctolagus cuniculus (rabbit), 5305 nucleotides long. It is a transcript of the gene DPPA2, whose product is annotated as developmental pluripotency associated 2. Gene Ontology annotation, cellular component: nucleus. Lineage: Eukaryota; Metazoa; Chordata; Mammalia; Lagomorpha; Leporidae. The record is from RefSeq and is a predicted model, not a curated record. Gene Ontology annotation, biological process: system development. Gene Ontology annotation, molecular function: chromatin binding.